CCUAGAAUUGAUCAUUUAUGUUUUAUUCUUGUUAAGAAAGUUCUUACUCAGCAGGCAUAUCGAAUUCAAUUACUUCAGCAAGGUCGAUAUUCAGUGCAACGAAAUGAAAAUUAUCCAUUAAUAUUUUCAUAUGAAGGCAAAUUGGUAAACAUGUUUAACUUGGAAGAUUCGCAAAAUCGUGAAACUUUAAUUUUCCCAUUAAUUCAAGCCCAACUUAUUGAGCAUGAAGACGAUUAUAUUAUUGAAGAUAGCGAUGAUGAGCAAGAUAUGUAUGAGUCAGAAUUGGCAUAUUUGCAUAAAGUCUUAGACAAGACCAAGGAGUUUCUAGAAGAAUCCCGUACCAAGUCAAAAAGACAUUUAUGGCUAAAAAAUAUUCGUCCAAAUUUUAAAUUUCUGGAAAAAAUGAAUAAUGACAUUCUAUCACUAAAUAACCGACGAACGAUGCCAAGAACAUGGCAAGACUUUAAUAACAAUACGAUGUAUUGGGAAUGA
Messenger RNA from Racocetra persica, 492 nucleotides. Lineage: Eukaryota; Fungi; Glomeromycota; Glomeromycetes; Diversisporales; Gigasporaceae. The record is from the annotation of a GenBank genome assembly.